GAAGGUUGUGGUUCCCAGUGACUCAUCUGCUCCGGAGACUCUAGAUAAGGACAUUAGUUUCACUUUUUUUCAGCAUUCUCUGUGCACCAGUAACCCUGUGUCACCAUGGUGCACCCCUGUGGCCUCCUAACCCGGCGAGAAGAGCCAGUGCCACUCAAGAGCAUCUCUGUGACCUUGUCCAUUUGUGAGUUUGUGGCUGGUGUGUCUGCUACCUUAAACUAUGAGAAUGAGGAGAAAGUUCCUUUGGAGGCCUUCUUUGUCUUCCCCAUGGAUGAAGACUCAGCUGUCUACAGCUUCGAGGCCAUGGUGGAUGGGAAGAAAAUUAUGGCAGAAUUACAGGACAAGAUGAAGGCCCACACCAACUAUGAGAAUGCCAUCAGCCAGGGCCACCAAGCCUUCCUAUUGGAGGAGGACAGGUGCUCCAGGGAUGUCUUCUGUUGCAAUGUGGGGAACCUCCACCCUGGAUCCAAGGUGGCACUCACCCUGAAGUAUGUACAGGAGCUGCCCCUGGAAGCAGAUGGAGCCCUGCGCUACGUGCUCCCAGCUAUCCUGAAUCCUCGAUACUGUCUCUCUGGAUGGUCUGAAGACAGUUGCCUUAAUAUGAAGACUCCUGUAGUCCCUUUGGAAGACCUGCCCUACACACUCAGUGUGGUUGCCACCAUCAGUUCCCAGCAUGGCAUUGAGAGGAUCCAAUCCAACUGCCCUUUGAGUCCUAUUGAGUACCAUGGAGAUGAUAAGACUUCUGCUCAGGUUUCCUUGGCUGAUGGACACAAGUUUGAUCGAGAUGUGGAACUCCUGGUUUACUACAGUGAGCUACAUACCCCAAGUGUAGCUGUGGAGAUGGGGAAACCCAAAACAGAUUCAGAUUGUUUGAUGGGAGAUCCAUCGGCGAUGGUGAGUUUUUACCCAAAUAUCCCAGAAGCUCAGCCACCAAUCACCUGUGGAGAAUUUGUCUUCCUCAUGGACUGCUCAGGAAGUAUGCAGGGGCCCAUGAGUAAACAGGAUAAAUCUCAGCUGCGCAUAGAGGCAGCCAAGGAAACACUGAUUUUAUUGCUGAAGAGUUUGCCGAUAGGCUGUUAUUUCAACAUCUAUGGAUUUGGAUCUUCCUAUGAGGCAUUCUUUCCGAACAGUGUGAAGUACAAUCAGCAUACAAUGGAGGAGGCACUGAGGAGAGUUAACCUUAUGCAGGCUGACCUAGGGGGCACAGAAAUCUUGAGACCACUCAAGACCAUUUAUGGGGCAUCUUCCAUCCCAGGCCACCCUCUACAGCUUUUUGUCUUUACAGAUGGAGAAGUUAUUGACUCAUUUAGUGUAAUUAAAGAAGUUAGGAGCAACAGUCUGAGGCACAGAUGUUUCUCAUUUGGUAUUGGAGAAGGAGCCUCCACCAGCCUAAUAAAAGGCAUUGCUCGGGUGGCAGGGGGCACUUCAGAAUUUAUCACAGGCAAGGAAAGGAUGCAGUCCAAGGUUCUUAGAGCCCUGAAACGUUCUCUACAGCCUGUGGUAGAGGAUGUGUCUCUGAGCUGGGAUUUGCCUCAAGGUCUUUCUGCUAAAAUGCUUUCCCCAGAGCAGACUGUCAUCUUUAGGGGUCAGAGGUUAAUUGUCUAUGCCCAGUUGACUGGGAUGAUGCCGCCAGCAGAGGCCACAGGAGAAGUUUGCCUUAAGUACACACUCCAGGGCAAGAGUUUUGAGAAUAAGGUGACGUUUUCUUUACAACCCAAGCUCGAUGCCAACCUCACCAUUCACCGCCUCGCUGCCAAGUCCUUUCUUCAGACCAAGGACAUGGGUUUCAGGGAGACUCCAGCAAAUGAUAAAAAAGAUGUGUUGAAAGUCAGCCUUGAGUGUGGAGUCAUAAGCUCCCACACAGCUUUCAUUGCCAUCAACAAGGAUCUCAACAAGCCUGUGCAGAGGCCCCUGGUUCGUAGGGCCAUUCCAAGGCCAAUUCUAAUGAGUACUCCUGUUGUGAUGUCAUCAUAUAAUCGAAGUGGCAAAACCCAAGCUCUUGGUCAGAAACUAAAGAAGAAAUGCAGGCCUCCCGAAGAGAUCUCUCCUGAGAUGGAAACGGCUCGUUCUUCCAGCAACAGGACCAACUUGGAAACUCGCAAUACAGUCUUUGGAAAUGAGCACCUUGUGCAGCUGAUUUCCCUCCAAAAGGCAAACGGUUCCUGGGAUCUGAAUGAAGGUCUGGCCGUGGUCCUCGGUAUGAGUUUGGAAGACGUACUGGCAGCACUCCCUCUCAAGAAUGUGGAUUCCUCAAGUUGGGCCACAGUCCUGGCAGUGCUCUGGCUGCAUACCUAUAAUAAGGAUUUGCAGUAUGAGUGGGAGCUUCUGGAAAGGAAAGCUGUGGCCUGGAUUCGCUUCCAUGCAGGCUCCAUCAUGCAUGUGCUUGUGAAAGCUGCUGUUGCUUUCCUGAAAUCAUCCGUGGAUCCCACCAUGUUUGCCUUCUGAGGAAAACAAGUGCCUCUCCUAUGCUAUUGUCCUUUCCUUUACCAUCUCUUAUGCUGUGAUGUAUUUUUGUAUUUUACACCUAUUGUGUCAGUUUCUUGUCAUAAAGAUAAAGGGUGCCCACCCCACCUUGCCUGUCAUUCCCGUUUCCCUUUGGACAUGAGCUUUCUAUCUCUACAUAUACCCUCAGCCAAGUGUCAGUGGUCCCAGAACCUAUGCCCUUUCUUGGAGGAGUUCAAAGCAUUCAUAGGCAGUAACGUUCCUCCCAGGUUUUCCAGAGUGACAACAUAUAAAACAGGUGACACAGACUGCAGACUGAAGAUUGGAGCAUUGAUGUCAGGGAAUACCCAAAUUAGACAAUUAUCUGCAUAAUAUGUGGCUAUUCACUUUUGAUCUUAUGUACUUAUCAGGACCAGACUGGUGAACUAUACAAUUUUCUAUUCUUAGAUAGGAUGAAGAGCUGGAGGGGAGGUUGAAAGCCAGCAUCAGGGUCAAUAUGGCCUCAAGAUCACAAAGAAAGAGACUCAAGGGGUCAGCUGUGAGAGUUGGCACUGUUGGCAACUUUUUUGGUGGAUUCUGCUUAGGCUUUGCUAUCCUAUAUUGCAUACCUUUCCUCCCACUGCCUAAGGGACUUGGGUUGAGUUGUACCUGUUGGAGACAGAUGUUUCUUCUUAAUCAUUAAACGUCUUAGUGAGAAGGUGAUAAUGGAAUCUUUAGUCCUAGCCUGAACCCAUGGGGCUUCUAAGUCAGGCUCUGAUGUAGUAUAAAAAAGGAAAUAGUGAGUGUAAAGGCAGUUUUACCUGAGACAUCAACCUAGAUCACUCACCCCAUAAAGAAGAAAGGUACUCCUCCCGAUUGCUUCUGACCCAUAUGUCCCACAUACUCUGUCCUGAUGGAAAUGACCCCAUGCUAUAUGUUGUCCUCUAAAGUACUAUUGUAUCAGUAUUAAAAUGACUGUCUCUACA
Messenger RNA from Equus quagga, 3407 nucleotides. It is a transcript of the gene VWA5A, whose product is annotated as von Willebrand factor A domain containing 5A. Lineage: Eukaryota; Metazoa; Chordata; Mammalia; Perissodactyla; Equidae. Bases 106 to 2445 code for a protein of 779 amino acids. The transcript is spliced from 18 exons. The record is from RefSeq and is a predicted model, not a curated record.